AAGAAAGGAGGGUGAAGAUGUCUUAUGUCGUCAGUGUAACUGAAGAUGUGAGAUGCGUUAUGUUUACAAGCUUCACGGAAUUGACAUGUAGAAUCAAAUGUAACGUUAAAUUAAAUUCAGAAAUAUUUUCAAUUUAACACUCGAAUCAUGCGUUACGCGAAAUGUCUCGGUUCUCUAAACGUUACCGCCUUGGCCUGUUAUUACGUAUUCGGAAAUGUAAUCGCCGCCGAUGAUGAUUCUAAUUUCGGACGCAUGUACAAAUGGAGGAAUCUACAAGAAGGUUUCCAAGAGGCGAAAAUUUCCAGGAAACCGAUAUUUCUGUUAAUCUACAAACCGGGCUGUCCGACUUGUGAGAAAUUAAAGCCUAAAUUUACCAAUUCGAUCAGAAUCCUCGAUCUCAGCCAGCACUUCGUUAUGGUGGGUGUGAGAAAAGGUGAGAUUCCCGCGCGAGACGAAGCAAGAUUUCAACCAGAUGGAACCUACGUUCCAAGAAUCCUCUUCUUCACUCCGGAUGGCGAAUUUAUGAAAAAUAUUUAUAAUCGUCAUCCGAAAGCCGAUGAUAAAUAUAAAUAUUUCUACAGCAGUACGAGUCAAAUAAUAGAUAGCAUGAUUUUGGCAUUGGAACGUUUCGAAGAAUCGUUGAAUGAUACUUUCGAUGACAUAAUAAAAAAGAAAUAAUACAUUUAUCAGAUAUCAAUCUGACUCUGCUAUUGUCAUUACAGUGCUCUAACUGAAAUAAAUUUAUUUUUUAUUACAAAAAAUA
Wasmannia auropunctata (little fire ant) is the source of this 763-nucleotide messenger RNA. Its product is annotated as thioredoxin domain-containing protein 12-like. The record is from RefSeq and is a predicted model, not a curated record. Gene Ontology annotation, cellular component: endoplasmic reticulum. The transcript has 2 exons. NCBI's taxonomy places the organism in Eukaryota, Metazoa, Arthropoda, Insecta, Hymenoptera, Formicidae. The coding region runs from base 148 to 678 and encodes 176 amino acids.